Molecule: messenger RNA, 1296 nt
Organism: Pleurotus ostreatus (oyster mushroom)
Lineage: Eukaryota; Fungi; Basidiomycota; Agaricomycetes; Agaricales; Pleurotaceae
Exons: 4
Coding region: 1-1296 (431 amino acids)
Source: RefSeq, a predicted model, not a curated record
AUGGCACACACCAAACAAACAGCUAAGAAAACUACUGGAGCUAUUGGCCAAUGCGCUGAUAUCCCGCCACCAACCAACACCUUCCAGGCAGGCAGUGGGCAAACAGGCACCCCACUACAGACCCACACAACCACCUCCGCUAAUAACGACAUAGAUGGGUUCAUUGCCUUUACCUUUGAAGAUCUCGGCAAGGACAACCCAGGAUUCUAUACCAAAGCAUUUGAACCCAUUGAAGGCGCCGUAAUCAAUGUAUCCUGCACGACACUCACCUUCUUCCCAAAGUUGAAUACCGCUGAAACUCUGCUGUUGCUCAUUGCAGUUCGUGGAGCUGAGUGCAUGGACGAGCCCGCCAUGGCCACUUAUCAACUCCUCCAUCAGUUUUUGGGCAUGGCCAAGGCAACUUGCAUUAUGCCACUAUCUUCUAUGAUCUGGCGAACUCUGCUGGCAGUGGAAGGUACGAGUCUGAUAUUGCCAAGGCAGUUGCAUUUAUCAAAAGGUAACUGCACCUGUCAAGUCGUUGUGUUCUUCGUGACGCACACUACACCCGAUGGUGACCUUCACUUUUCAGGCCCUCGCCCUGCAAACCGUUCGAAAGGCGCCACCAUGCUUCCUGGGCACAGCCAUACUCCCGCAACCAUGAGUCCACUUCAUGUUCUUCGUAUUCUAAACCCCAACAAAUUCUCCCAGGUUCUCAACCGCAUAUUCACCAAGCAGUUUCUUUCUGCCCUGCAAUGGAUACCCGACACCUCCCUGUUCCUCCUCAUUUGCGGUGGAUACUGCGGCCAUACUGAGACAAUGGAAUGGGUCAAUUCUGUUGUGCAACGCCAAUUUUUCCACGAAGUUAUCUCCUUCACCAACAAACGCUUCCAGCCCUGUUGGGCUUCGUCUUUUUGCGCCAAAUACGUCCAAUCCUUCUAUCUUGAGGAUGUCAAGUAUCCUAUUGCGAUGGAGCAAAUCUUGGCUGGGAAUGCUAGGUUGGGCAUUGUGUCUGACAUCGUCAUCAUCUCCCACGACAAGGACAGCCUCCCAGGGGUUCGAAGGGAUCUGUAUUAUUGGGCGCAAGAAAAACACUCCCCUUAUGGUUUCCGCAUCCCCAGCCAGUGUCCCACCUGUCUCCGCUUGGGAACAAUCACCAGUUCUAUGCCCAGUGACUUUCAUGGUACGAAACUCCGGAUUUACUGCACCCACCGUACCAAUGGAAAACACUGCACUUUUGAACAGCUGGAGUUGAUCAAAGAAGGUAGAAGUAAAGGAUCUGAGCUUCUGCAUGGUUGGUGGUUCACUGAAAUCUUCUAA